CCUAGGAAUCAUGGGGAAGAAAGGGAAGAACACCACUAACGGUGAAUCCGAUGUUGAUCGCACUCAAUAUUACGAUAUAACAAUGAACAUAUUGUUCGCCAUGGUGUCGAAGCCCUAUUAUCUCCUCCAUUUCCUCACCUUCUUCUCUUAUUUCUCCAUCAGAUUCUCCACUUCUCAAUUAUUUUCUCCUGAAUUCGCCGGACACCUCCUCCGCUGUGAACUUCAAGCGCUUCUUGCUUUUGUUACACUAACCGCUGUCAAGAUGGUGAAAGAAAAAACUUGGGAUGGUUUUGUUGCAGAUAUGUUGCUAUUUGCUAAGAUAUUUCUUGUUGGCAUUUCAUUAGUUCUGGAUUAUCACCUUACACUCUGGUUCAUGUUAGCAUUUUUAGUUAUAUACAUCUUCACACAACAACCUCCCUACACAGGACUAGGCUCUUCAGCACAAUUAACACCCUUACAAUUAGAAGCUUUAUUAACCGAAGGUGGCACAUCAAAAUUUUGGCUGGUUAGCUUCACAAUUCUAUAA
This is a messenger RNA of Lactuca sativa (garden lettuce), 526 nucleotides long. RefSeq lists its product as uncharacterized. The record is from RefSeq and is a predicted model, not a curated record. Lineage: Eukaryota; Viridiplantae; Streptophyta; Magnoliopsida; Asterales; Asteraceae.